Molecule: messenger RNA, 1503 nt
Organism: Tetrahymena thermophila SB210
Lineage: Eukaryota; Ciliophora; Oligohymenophorea; Hymenostomatida; Tetrahymenidae
Exons: 1
Source: RefSeq, a predicted model, not a curated record
AUGGAUUAAAAUAAUUAUUAAUAUUAAAACAAUUAAAAUGUGUAGCAUAAUACAGCUAAUUUAUGUUAGUCUAACAAUUACAACCAAGUCAUAUCAAAUUAGCAAGUUCAGUAAUCUGAGUUGCAAGCGCUUUAAAACUCUUAAGCCUUCAAAUAGUUACAAAAGCAAAUAUAAAAGAUGAGAAAGUAUUACCUUUCUAUUGGGUAUACUUAAAAGCAAGUUACUGAUAUGCUUCAUGAUAUCUUGCUUAGGAAAUAAAAUUAAGAAAUAGAUUGGAAAAAGCUCUCUAAUACUAGCGACUAUUAUACAGUAUUAGAAAGAUAUAAUAGUACGUCUUAAAUUGCAGAGUCAGCUCUUAAAUUUAAAAAGGAAAUCAAUUAAAUGAAAAGUCAACACAAAAACAAUAUUAUUCCUUCUUAAUAAAAAAGUGAAUUUGUUUAAGAAUAAUAACUUCAAAUAAAUGCUUAACUAAAAAAUAAUAAUAAUGAUGCUAUCAAUACACAAAAUUCAUCUAAAAUCAACAAUUCCCUUUUUACUAAUUCUAAGCCAAACAUUUUCAAUAAUUAAUCUCAAGAAUCUCAAAAUUUUUAAAGCUAAUAAAACAAUAAUUUUAAUAACAAUAACCAUAAUUAAAUUUAAAGCACAAUUUCAAAGCAAAAUGACAUUUAAUAGCAAAAAGAAAAAUGUAAAGGAUUAAAUGUUAACGAGAUAAGUGAUCGCUUCCUCUAUAGACUAGAUAGAAACUGUUAAAUUGAAAAAUCUUCAAGUAGCUCCGAAAGCAGUGAUCAGGAUAGCUACCAUUAUAAAAUAAGUAGUGGAUUUAUUUAAAGCGAACAUGAUUUAGAAUACAGUACAAUUAAAAAGUAAGCUUCUUAGAAUUAGCAAAUAAAAGAUGAAAAUAUGAACAACAGACAAGAAGAAAAUUCAGUUAGCAUGCAAAUGUAAGAGAGUAAAAACUAAAAAAAUAGGUAAAAGUCGACUUUCUCAGAAAAUUUAAGAUUAAAUUUCCCAGAAAUUUCUUCUGAGCUUUAUGGUAAGAACUCAAUUUAAAAUGUAGCUAAGGAAGAAACGGUUGAAUAAAGUGGCUAAUAUCAUAAUAUGGAGUUAGAUUAUAUUCAUAAUGACUACAGUAUUAAUGAAGAGAGUUACAAUUCCUACAAUAAUGAAUCUUAAAUUCCUCUCCAGUAAAAAAAGAAGAAAAUAAGAAAGCAAAAGGGAUUUUUUUAGGAAUAAAUUCCAAGUAUUUUAGAGUAGAAUGAAAUCUUGAUUGAAAAAUAGAAAAAAAAAGUUUGCCGAAAUACUCAAUACAGAGAUGAUAUAUCAGUCAUUGUGCACAAUUUUGCAGGAAAAAAAAGAAAUCAUAAAUUUAUGAACCAAUUUUAAGUUCAAGAAAGUAAUGAAUAUCAAGACAUUUCUGAAUUAGAUGAAUUGCAAUUACUUGAAAAGAAAUUUAGGUAUUUCACAGAAGAUCUCAUAGAUGAAGAUUAAAAUUCUUAGUAAUGA